Molecule: messenger RNA, 2683 nt
Organism: Trichomycterus rosablanca
Lineage: Eukaryota; Metazoa; Chordata; Actinopteri; Siluriformes; Trichomycteridae
Gene: cavin2b
Product: caveolae associated protein 2b
Exons: 2
Coding region: 226-1443 (405 amino acids)
Cellular component (GO): caveola; cytoplasm
Molecular function (GO): protein kinase C binding
Source: RefSeq, a predicted model, not a curated record
GUGUGUGAGAGAGAGAGUGUGUGUGUGUGUGUGAGUGUGUGUGUGUGUGAGAGUGUGUGUGUGAGUGUAUGUGUGUGAGAGAGAGAGAGGUGGAGAGCAGGAGGGUGGAGCUGCUGGAAACUUUUAGCAACAAGCUCCAGCAGAUCCGAGGAUCCACGCUGAGGGACAGAAACAUCCUGAAAACAUCUGAGCAGAUCGAGCAGAAGAAGCAGAAGAAGCGAGAUCAUGGGUGAAGACGAGGUUCAGCUGGAGAAGAGCAGCAUGGAGAACCAGCACCAGAGCCAGGAGCUUCUGGUCCCGAGCGGCGAGGAGCCGUCCCAGCCCGAACCCUCCGACGGAGCUCCGUCCCACCACCUGCUGGUGAACGCUGACCUGGAGGAGGGCCACGAGCUGAGCGCCAUCACGGUCCUGACCCUGCUGGACCAGCUGGUGAAGAUGCUGGACGGCGUGCAGGAGAAGCAGCUGCGCAUGGAGCAGUGGCAGCAGGAGAUGGACGGCUCGGUCAAGCGCAUCCAGAACGACAUGAACAAACUGCUGAAGAGCAACAGCGGGGCCGUGAACAACGUCAGCAAGCUGCUGGAGAAGAACCGCAAGAUCAGCGCCGUCAUGAAGGACGUGCGCGACAAGAUGGAGAGGCAGGGGGCCCAGGUGAGGAAGCUGGAGGACAACCACGCCUACCUGAUGCACCGCGACAACUUCAGAGUGCUCAUCUUCCAGGAUGAGAAGGAGAUCCCAUCCACCGUCUUCCUGAAAGACCCCCCACACGACCCUGAAAAUGAUUCCCUCUCUCCUGAUCCCAAUCGCUCACACGAAGAGGAUCUCCACGUGGUCCAGCUUUCCUCCGACGAGGAUCUGGACGAAGAGGACGACGAUGAUUUUAACUUGGAGAUGAUGGAAAAUCUGGAGAAAUCCCGCGCCGAGAAGAUCAAGAGCUCCAGCCUGAAGAAGGUGGACAGUUUGAAAAGAGCUUUCACCCGCGAGAACUUCGAGAAGAAGAUGAAUAAGAUCGUGUCUGCAGAGAAGCGUGACAAGAUCAAAAAGUCUCUGAGUCAGAAGAACAAGGGCGGUUCGUUUAAGAUCUUCAAGAAGAUCCGAGAGGGAGAGGAACCUGCCGAGAGCUUUUCUGAGAUCCAUGCUGAGCUCGCUCCCGAUCAGGAGGAGCAGGAGGAAGAGGCUCCAGAGAAGAAGGAUGUAGAGAAGGAGGAGGUGGAGAAGGAGGAGAUGGAGAAGGAGGACGCUGAUAAGGAGGCGCGUCCGGACGACAGUGGAGAGGCUGAGCCGUCCACCGAGGGCGUCAGUGAUGAGUACGCCCUCUCUGACACCCUGCCCCAGGAUUCUUCCCGAAAUGCACCGGAGGAUGGAGAAGAGGAGAAGCAGGAAGAGCAGAAGGAGAAGGAGGAAGGUGGUGAAGAUGAGGGUGGUGCUGCAAAGGAAACAUCUUAAAGUUCCCUCAGGCUGAUGCUGCCUUCAGCACUGAUACACAUUUAUUAAUAAUAAUAUCAGUAAUAAUAUCAUUCAUCCACCAACCAGCAGUGACCAUCAACACCAUGCUUUCAGACCCAUGAGGAACAUGAAGAACCUUACAGAAUGUACGUGAUCCCCUCUGCUGGUAAUCUGCUCCAGUCUAGUUUGUUCCCCCAUCGUUACCCACAAUCUAGGCCUCCAUAAAAGAAGAACUUACCCCAUUUAUCAAAAACACUACACAAUAAACUGCGCCGUUCUGGUGUGUCUGUGAUGUGGAAAAUCCUCAUACACAGUGUCAGUCAGUAACAGAUCCAAUGGUUGAAGAUUCAUGAGUACAUCCUUCUCAGUGGUCUGAUUCCUGUACAGAACGGGACAGUCAGUGUCUCCAACUGCCCCCCAACCCUCCAUCCACAUCCCUCCCAGUGUUACUCUGGUGGUUUGGAACAGGAUCCUGAGGGACUCUAAAGGCUGCACCACCGGACGCUGGUUAGUUUUAGAUGUUGCUCCUCAGAAUGUGGAAGUUUUGAGGAGAUGACAAGUGAGCUACUGAAAACAUCACAGCAGGAUGAGAGCACGUCGCUGUCAACAAAUAGUUCUACAAUUUCUUAGUCUGUUUAGAUCUUGGAUCUGGAUCAUGGAACGAUGCUCCCACUUUUCCAGAGAUCCCAGGUUCCCUCGGUCUUCACUACAACACAGAAAUAAUGAUGUGAGGUUUAUUACGCUGUAGGGUUUCUAAUGGUGUUGGGUUCUUAAUGGUUCAUUAAUGGUUCUUUCAUGAUUAUAUAAAGGGUUCAUUAAGGGUUCUUUAAUGGUUCUUUCAUGGUUUUAUUACCAUUCUACUGUUGAUUUGUUCUGUAGAGUUCUACGCUGCACCUUUACAUGUUCUCUCAGAAGAACAAACACUGUAAUAAAUCAUGACCAGUGAGGUUUUAUGUCUAUAAAUACUUCAGUAGAAGAUCGUUAUUGUGUAUCAGGAGCUUUGGGCCGGAUCUGCUCUGGAACGAAUCUUUAACACGACUUUUUCCACUUGAUGUUCACACUUUUCUUUCAUCUCAGAUCUGAAUCUGUUUCUGAUUUAUUAUAAUUUCACUUCUCGUAUAAUUACUAAAAUAUAAAAAUGCCAAAGAUUGUAACCACGACAUUCACAACGUUUUAUUAUUAUUAUUAAUGCACUUCUGCUUUAACACUGAUUCUCUAAUAAAUAAAGAUUUUGAACCUU